UCUCUUCGUCGUCUAGACAAGCAGACACUUUUCCCCGGCAAUAUGUCUUUAAAGGUGGCUCUACUGGCAGCAAUGGUGGGAGCGGCUUUGGCUUUCCCCUCCGAUCCUUAUGGUCCUCCACACCCAGUAUAUAAGCAUGAACCCAUGCCAUACAAUUAUGCCUAUGCAGUCAACGACCAUUAUGCAGGAACUGACUUUGGUCACAAUGAAGACUCUGACGGCAAUAUCGUCAAGGGAUCCUACACCGUUCAGCUUCCCGACGGCCGCAAACAGACGGUGAACUACGUGGCCGACCACUACAACGGCUACCAGGCUGAGGUCAGCUACUACGGCGAGGCUCAGUACCCCCACGAGUACGGUCCCCCCAUCACCUUCAAGCCCCAGGCCUACCACCCCCAGCCUACCUACCACUGAUUGUUGUUGAUUGUUGCACUUGUUCCUAGUCACUGUUUUGUCACUGUAUAUUAAUAAGACAUUUUCAUGCUCA
Penaeus vannamei (Pacific white shrimp) is the source of this 487-nucleotide messenger RNA. Its product is annotated as larval cuticle protein A2B. The record is from RefSeq and is a predicted model, not a curated record. Gene Ontology annotation, cellular component: extracellular matrix. NCBI's taxonomy places the organism in Eukaryota, Metazoa, Arthropoda, Malacostraca, Decapoda, Penaeidae.